AGCGCGCCGCUUCCUUCCGGCGGGCCUGCCGAGCCGCGGCGCAGCGUCGUCGCGAUGCUGCUGACGGUCUUCUGCCUGCGGCGGGACCGCUCCGAGCUGACCUUCUCGCUGCAGGUGGACGCCGACUUCGAGCUGCAGAACUUCCGCGCCCUCUGCGAGCUCGAGUCCGGCAUCCCCGCCGCGGAGAGCCAGAUUGUCUAUGCAGAGGUACCCCUAACUGACAACCACAGAUCCUUGGCUUCCUAUGGCUUGAAAGAUGGUGAUGUGGUGAUACUGCAGCAAGUGGAGAAUGCAGAGAGGCGGUCUGCAGCUCAGUUCCCUGCUGGGGGCUUGCCCAGGAUAGACUUCAGCAGUAUCACCGUGCCUGGGACAUCUGCACAAGCAGCCCAGCUGCCACGGCCGCAGCCGGCACCACAGCCCCGCCCGUCUCCUCCCGAAGUCCCCCCAGCCCCCCAGGGCUUGGACAACCCAGCUCUCCUGCGGGACAUGUUGCUGUCCAACCCCCACGAGCUCUCCCUGCUGAAGGAGCGCAACCCUCCCUUGGCUGAGGCCUUGCUGAGUGGAGACCUUGAGAAGUUCACCCGGGUAUUGUUGGAGCAGCAGCAGGAUCGAGCACGCCGGGAGCAGGAGAGGAUCCGACUUUUCUCAGCUGACCCUUUUGAUCUGGAGGCUCAAGCGAAGAUUGAAGAGGACAUCAGGCAGCAGAACAUCGAGGAGAACAUGACUAUCGCCAUGGAGGAGGCCCCAGAGAGCUUUGGCCAGGUGGUGAUGCUCUACAUCAACUGCAAGGUCAACGGUCACCCUGUGAAAGCCUUUGUGGACUCGGGGGCUCAGAUGACUAUUAUGAGCCAAGCAUGCGCGGAAAGGUGCCACAUCAUGCGACUCGUGGACCGGCGGUGGGCAGGCAUUGCGAAAGGUGUGGGUACUCAGAAGAUCAUUGGCAGAGUGCAUCUGGCUCAGGUUCAGAUUGAAGGGGAUUUCCUCCCGUGUUCCUUCUCCAUCUUGGAGGAGCAGCCCAUGGACAUGCUUCUGGGACUGGAUAUGCUGAAGAGGCACCAGUGUUCCAUUGACCUUAAGAAGAACGUCCUGGUGAUUGGCACCACCGGUUCUCAGACGACCUUCCUGCCUGAGGGGGAGCUCCCCGAGUGCGCGAGGCUGGCUUACGGCACAGGCCGGGAGGAUGUACGGCCGGAAGAGAUGGCGGACCAGGAACUGGCAGAGGCCAUACAGAAAUCCGUUGAGGAAGCAGCAAUGGGUCUACGAGGGAUUUCCAAUUACUAGCGAUGACUGGACGAGCAGCGGCAACCAACAUGUCGAAACAAAAGAUCUGAUACUCCUAUCUAGUAUAGAGUCGGGCCAAAAAUCCAAUAGGAGAAAUUCCGGGGAGUAUGGCGACGAAAGACUCACCGUGUUGGAUAUCUCUUUGUGAACCACUGUCCAAAAUUCCUGAAUGAGACGGCAUUCCCACCACAUAAGUAGGGCCGUGCCUUCCUGCUUACAAGAUCUCCAGCACAGAGGGCUCAACAACCUGUUCAUCUGAUUCAGUAUAUGUGGUGUUAAAUACCAAUUGGACAACAGCUUGUAAAAUUGGAGUUUAAUAUUCCAACAACUAGAUUUAUUGGAGGGAGAGUUCCGUAUCUGUUUCCAAUCAGAUUCCGAGAAAACCCGUUUUAAAGAAUCAGACCAUUUUUUUUGGUAUAGCAGAGGGUCUUUAUGUGUCACCCUUAAUAAUAAUUUAUAGAGGGUUGAAAUCAUACCCUAUUUACCAUUAUUCCUGCUCCAAAUCAUUUCCUCAAAGAGAGUUAGGGGCCAAAGCAAAUCCUUGGACCUGAUCAGCUUGGAGAACAGAUGUUUCAGCUGAAGAUAUCUAAACCAAGAUAUCCUAAUUCCGAACUUUCUGCUAUAGAUUUAUCCAGAAUUGUCCCAUUUUUAAUCCAAUUAAUAAUCAUCAAUAACCCAGAGUCUUUCCAUUCCCUAAACUCACUUGAAUCCUUUCCUGGGGGAAACCAAUCUUGGUUAAUGAAAGGCGUUAGGGGAGAAAUACCCGGCGCUAAGAUUUUCCUAUAUUCCAGGUUUUCAGCAUGUUGUCUAAUAGGGAAUUGGAGGAAGUCAUAACUGGCCUGUUUUUAGCUGAGGACCAGAUGGUUACUGGUAAGGAAAGUGGUGAAAAAAAGAAACUUUCUGCAGAGAUCUAGGCUUCUGCUGGGUUCAAUCUUAAAGCCUGAAUCAGUGGAGCCAACGAAGAGGCAGCUUGAUAUAAAGACAGGUCUGGGGCAUUCAGACCACCUAAACCUGAGGGCCGACGUAACGUCUGGAACCCAACUCUUGGUUUGCAGCCAGACCAAAUAAACUCAUUGAGAGCCCUUUGCCAGAGCUGUAUUUUUCUUGGAAGUAUUUUAACUGGGAGGGAUCGGAACAGAAAGGUUUAACCAGUGAGAUCCUAUCCAACCAUGAGUAACUUGGUUUCUUCCAUUUAGAAAAAAGGAUCAGCACAGAUUUGAAAAGUUCAUCAAAAUUUACCCAAACGACAUCAUUCAAGAGUACAGGGAUAUACGCUCUUAGAUAUCUCAUCUUCUUCAUAACUCAUUUGAAUGUAAAUCGUGUUCGUAACCUAGCUACUGAACUAGGGGUCAAAUGAAUGGGAAACAGCUCUGAUUUCAAUGGAUUAACUGUUAAACCUGAAAUCGAACUAAACAAGUGUAGGGUUUGCUCCCUGUUGAGCAGACCCAGUUUAGCCUCGUGCUUUACUUCGGCCUCCCUGGUGGGCCUGUCUUUGUGGGUCUCGAGCACAGCACCUGCUCCCCUCCCUCGGAAGCACCAGGCCUUGGUGUCAUGGGAGUCCCCGUACUGAUGAGCGCUAACGGGACCCACAGCUUCGUGGCCCACAGGGUAGCAGCCCAGGAAGCUGCCGGCUGCCUGGUCACAUCCCACUAUGUCAGUCAGUAGCUUCUUCAGCAGAAGAUGGCCGAGUGGUCCACUUGACUACACAAGGAAAUGGUUACUUGCCUUCCAGCCUUUCUUGUCCCACCCCUGAGUGUGUGGUAAAACGCUCCAGCCACUUGCACACUGGAAGUGUGGUGGGUUUCCUAUACAGGAAAAAGUUCCUUAUGGCCAUAGCCUGUUCUUAGGUCAGACUCUCAGUGGUCUCCCAUUACUCCCAGCAAGGGAAUUGGGUUGCACCCGCCGUGCUGAGAAAUGCAGCACCAUUUCAUAGGCAGCAUUAGGGUCAUAUAUGAAAUGGAUCUUCCUGGUUUCCCCCUAAGGUUGUUCCCUUCUGCAGCACUAGAAGGAAUGCUCUUGUGGCCUCCGUUCCCCUUCAGGCGACUUUAGAUUUUAACUUCCCCACGCGUGUGUCUCAGUCCAGACGCUUUCUGCUGGGGAAAUGCACCUCGGAUGCAUCUUCUGGACGCGUGAUGCCCGUGUCUCACUGUUCUCCCCAGACUUCCAGCUGGAUGGGCAGGGCGGGGGGAAACCGUAUAGCUAGGCAGCGCUGCUCCUUUACUUGUACCCUGGGUUUUGGGGUCCAGCCAGGGGCGCUCAGCAUGUUCUCAUGCAGCUCACUGUUCCUCUUUGGUCUGGAUCUCUCUGCUGCGGAUCUGUAGGGAUCAGAUGCAGUGAGAAACCUGAAGGCAAAUGCUUUUGGCAUGUUGGGGCAUCUUCAGUGGGCUAGAACCAGCCAGCCCAGCUUAUGCAAGUUGCAAGGAAAAGAAGCCUCGAGGAGUCUUGGUGCUUCUUUCUUGAGGAAAGCUGCCAUGUUCCACUGGCAGGGAGACAGAAAGCAAAGUGGAGCCAGCCCAGAAGCCACAGAGGUGGGAGAGUCUCAUUGCGCAAGUGUUGCCAGGCAGGUCAGGCGAGGGAGUGGCUGGCUUCCAGUCAAGCGCUUGCUUGGGGCACUCGGCACAGAAUUUGCCUGCCGUGGCUUCUCUUACGUGGAGCCAGAGUGGCUGCAGCCUCGUUCCUCUCCUCAGAUCCUGGCUUGUCCCGCUUGCCCCAUCCCAUUUCAAGUUGCAUUGUGCAGCCUCAGCAGCCAUCAUGUGUGCCUGAUGCUCCCAUAAAGUUCCCUUUUCUCACUGUGGCUGGCAUUGUUUCCAUUUUCAAACUGAAGGAAAGGGACAGAAUGAAGAAAAUGUUGUGGGUGAGGCAGAGAUCACAGCAAGUCAGCGACAGAAGGGAACCGAAGCCGGCCGCCCCUCCGUGGCAGCCAUGUUCAUAAGCAAGCCGGGCAGCCUGUCCACUGGAGAGCAGCCGUUCUGUUGGAUGCCCCGUGAGAGUCCUCGAUGGUGCCCAGCUGAGAUAAGGACAGCUGCCCCUGCUGCUGCCGCUGCUGGAAGGGAGACCCAGCCAAGAGAGCCUCCUGUCUAGAGCAAAGCGGGGGUGGGGGAGGCGAGCGGGGGAGGGUGCGAGUCCAGAACGGUGCAUGUGCCGUGUGCUAACACAAGUGUGGUGUGUUUGUCUCCUAAUCGAAACAGAGCACCAGAA
Eublepharis macularius is the source of this 4479-nucleotide messenger RNA. It is a transcript of the gene DDI2, whose product is annotated as DNA damage inducible 1 homolog 2. Gene Ontology annotation, biological process: proteolysis. The transcript is spliced from 9 exons. NCBI's taxonomy places the organism in Eukaryota, Metazoa, Chordata, Lepidosauria, Squamata, Eublepharidae. The record is from RefSeq and is a predicted model, not a curated record. Bases 55 to 1281 code for a protein of 408 amino acids. Gene Ontology annotation, molecular function: protein binding; aspartic-type endopeptidase activity.